Molecule: messenger RNA, 11088 nt
Organism: Dovyalis caffra
Lineage: Eukaryota; Viridiplantae; Streptophyta; Magnoliopsida; Malpighiales; Salicaceae
Source: the annotation of a GenBank genome assembly
AUGAAAUGGGUAACAUUGCUUAAGGACAUAAAAGAGAAGGUCGGUUUAACUCAAUCUCCAUCUUCUAGUUCACCAGCUACUGCUGCUUCUUCUCCUCCUUCCUCAUCGCCUGCUUAUUCACACAAUGCUUCCUCUUCUUCCACUUUUCAAGACUUCGCUUCAUCUCCUUCCAGUAUGCCAUUUCACACUGAUGUAAACUUUUCUGUUCUUUUUCCCCCUAUGAAAUGCAGAGAUAGAUAUGAAUUGGAAUUGGACUUCAAGAGAUUUUGGGAGGAGUUCCGCUCAUCCAGCUCCGAAAAGGAGAAAGAAACGGCCUUGAAUUGGACUGUAGAUGUUUUUUGUAGAUUAGUGAAGCAGCACGCUAAUGUAGCUCAGUUAGUUACCAUGUUAGUUGAAACGCAUAUAUUUGCUUUUGUUGUGGGAAGAGCAUUUGUAACCGAUAUUGAUAAAUUAAAAAUCGGCAGCAAAACAAGAUCUUUGGAUGUAGAGAAAGUGUUGAGAUUUUUCUCUGAAGUUACGAAGGAUGGCAUCAGUCCUGGUUCAAAUUUGUUAACCGCCGUUGAAGCCCUUGUAUCUGGGCCUAUCGAUAAACAAUCGCUCCUUGAUUCUGGAAUAUUAUGCUGUCUCAUUCAAAUUCUCAGUGCCCUUCUGAGUACUGAAACCUAUCAAUUGCAAAAGCUUACAAACUCUGAAGGACCAUUGCUACCUGAAAAAGAUCAAGAUGAUGCUUUAGGGCAAGUUAGACGGCUUGAGGUGGAGGGAAGUGUAGUGCAUAUUAUGAAAGCACUGGCAAGCCAUCCUGCAGCUGCACAAAGCUUGAUUGAAGAUGAUUCACUUCAAUUGCUGUUUCAUAUGGUUGCAAAUGGGUCUUUAACAAUAUUUUCUCAGUAUAAAGAAGGUCUUGUUCCACUGCACAGCAUACAACUCCAUCGGCAUGCAAUGCAGAUACUCGGUCUUCUUUUGGUCAAUGACAAUGGAAGCACUGCAAGAUAUAUACGCAAACACCAGCUGAUAAAAGUUCUUUUAAUGGCAGUUAAAGAUUUCAAUCCGGGCUGUGGUGAUUCUGGCUACACCAUGAGCAUUGUGGACUUGUUACUUGAAUGUGUGGAAUUGUCAUACAGACAGGAAGCCGGUGGUGUCAGGCUCAGGGAAGAUAUACAUAAUGCCCAUGGUUAUCAGUUCCUUGUGCAGUUUGCAUUGGUUCUGUCUGCUGUGCCACAAAAUCAGGACCCUCAGUCUGUUUUUUCCAAGACUCCUGCCUUCAAUGGUACAGCAGAUGGGUCUCGUGCAAUAAAUGAUGAACGGAGACAAGAUUUAACAGAAAAGGAAGAUCCCUCACCAGCUCAAUUAUCACCUGCAUUAUCUAGAUUGCUUGAUGUUCUUGUUAAUCUAUCUCAAACUGGUCCUGCUGAAUGUACAGCAUGGUCAGGAGGCAAAAGUUCCAAAUCUUCUCACACUCGCCAUAACAGAAGUCGCACGUCAUCUUUAGAUCGAGUUGCUGAUGAAAAUUGGGAGAAAGACAACACUAAAGUUAAAGACCUUGAAGCAGUCCAGAUGUUGCAAGACAUUUUUCUAAAGGCAGACAGCACAGUACUGCAGGCAGAAGUAUUAAAUAGAAUGUUUAAGAUAUUCUCUAGUCAUCUUGAAAACUAUAAGCUGUGUCAGCAAUUACGGACUGUUCCACUUUUCAUCCUAAAUAUGGCUGGUUUCCCGCCAUCACUGCAAGAGAUAAUCUUGAAAAUUCUAGAGUAUGCUGUAACGGUUGUGAAUUGUGUUCCUGAGCAAGAGUUGCUUUCUCUUUGUUGCUUAUUGCAGCAACCGAUAGCAUCAGAGCUGAAGCACACUAUACUCUCUUUCUUUGUGAAACUUUUAUCAUUUGAUCAACAGUACAAGAAAGUCCUGCGAGAAGUUGGUGUGCUAGAAGUUCUGUUAGAUGAUCUGAAGCAGCACAAGUUUCUUUUGGGCCCAGAACAGCAGACUGUUAGUCCCAGUCAGUCAGAAAGAAAAUCUAGCUCAAGUAGUUUCAAGAAACACAUUGACAGUAAAGAUGCUAUUCUUUCUUCACCCAGGCUAAUGGAAUCUGGUGGCUCAGGGAAGUUACCCAUUUUUGAAAUUGAGGACACAAUAGCUGUUGCAUGGGAUUGUAUGGUCUCUUUAGUGAAGAAAGCUGAAGCCAGUCAAGCGUCAUUUCGGUCAGCUAAUGGUGUGACCAUUGUUCUUCCUUUUCUUGUGUCAAAUGUUCAUCGACCUGGGGUACUCCGGAUAUUAUCAUGUUUGAUCACUGAAGAUAUUGCACAAGUUCAUUCUGAAGAACUAGGUGUACUUGUUGAGGUUCUCAAAAGCGGAAUGGUUACAAGUGGUGCAGGACAUCAGUAUAAGCUUCAAAGUGAUGCAAAAUGUGACACAAUGGGUGCCUUGUGGCGCAUACUGGGAGUCAAUACUUCAGCUCAGAGGGUCUUUGGUGAAGCCACUGGAUUUUCUCUUAUGCUGACCACACUCCAUAGUUUCCAAGGUGAUGGAGAACAGACAGAAGAGUCUUCUUUAGAGGUUUAUAUGAAGGUGUUCACAUACUUGCUGCGCCUCAUGACAGCUGGAGUGUGUGAUAAUGCUAUUAACAGGACAAAAUUGCAUACUAUUAUAUCGUCCCACACUUUUUACGAUCUUCUAUCUGAGUCUGGCUUGCUUUGCGUGGAAUGUGAAAAGCAAGUCAUACAGCUAUUCUUGGAGCUUGCUCUUGAAAUUGUGCUUCCACCAUUCUUGUCAUUAGACAGUGGUAUGCCAACCGAUAUGAUUGAAUCCGGGUCAGCUAGUUUUCUUUUUAUUACUACAUCAGGUCAGUUUAAUCCUGAUAAGGAACGAGUGCACAAUGCUGCUGCCAUUAGAGUUCUUAUCCGCUCGUUGUUGCUUUUCACUCCCAAAGUGCAAUUAGAAGUACUGAACCUUAUAGAAAGGCUUGCUCGUGCUGGCCCCUUUAAUCAGGAAAAUCUCACCUCUGUAGGCUGCGUGGAACUUCUAUUGGAGACAAUCCACCCCUUCCUUUCAGGCUCAUCUCCAUUACUUUUGUACACGUUGAAGAUUGUGGAAGUUCUUGGCGCAUAUAGGUUAUCUGCAUCAGAACUCAGACUGCUUAUUAGAUACAUUCUGCAAACGAGGGUCAUGAAUUCAGGUCAUAUUCUUGUUGAUAUGAUGGAGAGGUUGAUUCUUAUGGAAGAUAUGGCCUCAGAAAAUGUCUCUUUGGCACCGUUUGUUGAGAUGGACAUGAGUAAGGUUGGCCAUGCUGCUGUUCAGGUGUCUCUGGGAGAAAGAUCCUGGCCUCCUUCUGCGGGUUAUUCAUUUGUUUGUUGGUUCCAGUUUAGACAUUUCUUGAAAUCACAGGCAAAGGAAACAGAGCCGUCCAAAGCUGGCCUUUCCAAAAGGCGGAGUAGUUCAUAUGGGCAGCAUAAUGAACGCCAUCUUCUCCGUAUAUUUUCUGUUGGUGCGGCAAGCAAUGAAAGCACAUUUUAUGCAGAACUUUAUCUUCAGGAGGAUGGUGUUCUAACCCUUGCUACUAGCAACUCUAGUGCCUUGACUUUUUCUGGAUUAGAAUUGGAAGAAGGCAGAUGGCAUCACCUUGCUGUUGUUCAUAGCAAACCAAAUGCUCUUGCUGGACUAUUUCAAGCUAGUGUUGCAAAUGUGUAUCUCAAUGGAAAGCUAAAACACACAGGGAAACUAGGAUAUUCGCCUUCUCCGGCUGGGAAACCUUUGCAGGUCACCAUUGGGACACCACUUAAUUGUGCAAGAGUUAGCGAGUUGACAUGGAAACUUCGCUCUUGCUAUCUUUUUGAGGAGGUGCUUACAUCAGGGUGUAUAUGUUUCAUGUACAUUCUUGGUAGAGGAUACAGAGGGCUCUUCCAAGACUCAAACCUUCUACGUUUUGUCCCUAACCAGGCUUGUGGUGGUGGUAGUAUGGCCAUCUUGGAUUCAUUAGAUGCCGACUUGCCAUUGGCAACACAGAAGCUCGAGAGCGCUAGCAAGCAGGGGGAUUCUAAAGUAGAUGGUAGUGGGAUUGUUUGGGAUUUGGAGAGACUAGGAAACCUUUCACUGCAGCUUUCUGGAAAGAAACUUAUAUUUGCAUUUGAUGGAACAUGUACUGAAUCUGUUCGAGCAUCUGGAAUAUUCUCCUUGCUCAAUCUGGUUGAUCCUAUGUCAGCUGCUGCCUCUCCUAUUGGGGGUAUACCACGAUUUGGACGCCUUCAUGGAGAUAUCUAUGUUUGUAGGCAAUCUGUAAUUGGUGAUGCAAUUCGCCCUGUUGGUGGUAUGGCUAUUAUCCUGGCCCUUGUUGAAGCUGCUGAAACCAGGGAUAUGCUUCACAUGGCUUUGACAUUACUUGCCUGUGCACUUCAUCAGAAUCCCCAGAAUGUGAAAGAUAUGAAAAAAUAUAGGGGAUACCAUUUGCUAGCUCUGUUUUUGCGUCGUAGGAUGUCAUUAUUUGACAUGCAAUCUCUUGAGGUCUUUUUUCAAAUUGCUGCAUGCGAGGCUUCAUUUUCUGAACCAAAGAAGUUGGAACGCAGGCAAACUAGUUUAUCACCAGCUGCCACUUUGCUGGAAACCAGCUUUGAGGAACUCAGCUUGUCAAAAUUUCGCGAUGAAAUUUCUUCAGUUGGAUCUCAUGGGGACAUGGAUGAUUUUUCUGUGCAAAAAGAUUCGUUUAGCCAUAUUUCUGAGCUUGAAAAUUCUGAUAUGCUUGUUGAAACUUCAAAUUGUAUUGUCUUGUCAAAUGCAGAUAUGGUUGAGCAUGUCUUGUUGGACUGGACAUUGUGGGUGACUGCCCCAGUUUCAAUUCAAAUUGCACUUCUAGGAUUUCUGGAGCAUUUGGUGUCCAUGCAUUGGUACAGGAAUCAUAACCUUACAGUUCUGCGACGAAUAAACCUUGUUCAGCAUUUGCUAGUCACUCUGCAGCGUGGUGAUGUUGAAGUUCCUGUUUUGGAGAAAUUAGUGGUGUUGCUCGGGGUCAUUUUGGAAGAUGGGUUUCUGGCUUCUGAACUAGAGAAUGUGGUGAGGUUUGUGACUAUGACAUUUGAUCCACCUGAACUGAAACCAAGACAUCGAAUAGUGCGAGAAUCAAUGGGUAAGCAUGUAAUUGUAAGGAAUAUGCUCCUAGAGAUGCUUAUUGAUUUACAAGUAACCAUCAAAUCGGAUGAGUUACUUGAGCAGUGGCAUAAGAUUGUGUCAUCAAAAUUGGUUACGUAUUUCCUUGAUGAAGCUGUUCAUCCUACAAGUAUGAGAUGGAUCAUGACUCUUCUUGGUGUGUCUCUUGCUUCUUCUCCCACAUUUGCUCUUAAAUUUCGCACAAGUGGUGGUUAUCAGGGUCUGAUGCGGGUGCUUCCUAGUUUUUAUGAUUCUCCUGAUAUAUAUUAUAUUUUGUUCUGUCUGAUAUUUGGAAGGCCUGUGUACCCGAGACUACCAGAAGUGCGCAUGCUAGAUUUUCAUGGCCUUAUGCCAAGCGAUGGAAGCUACGUGGAGUUGAAAUAUGUGGAACUAUUGGAAUCAGUGAUUGCGAUGGCAAAAUCUACUUUUGAUAGGUUAAGCAUGCAGUCAAUGCUUGCUCAUCAAACUGGUAAUCUUUCCCAGGUUGGUGCCAGCCUUGUCGCAGAGCUUGUGGAAGGAAAUGCAGACAUGACAGGAGAGCUUCAAGGUGAAGCUUUGAUGCACAAGACAUAUGCAGCACGCUUAAUGGGUGGUGAGGCAUCAGCUCCUGCUGCUGCAACCGCAGUUCUAAGAUUUAUGGUUGAUCUUGCAAAGAUGUCUCCUCCCUUUGCAGCCGUCUGCAGAAGGCCUGAAUUUCUUGAAAGCUGCAUUGACCUUUAUUUUUCUUGCAUCAGGGCAGCUUAUGCAGUGAAGAUGGUGAAAGCACUUUCUGAGCAGACAGAAGAAAAGGACUUGAAUGAUUGUGAUGAUACCAGCAGUUCUCAAAAUACAUUCUCUAGCUUACCUCUUGAACAAGAACACUCUGUGAAGACCUCCAUUAGUGUCGGAAGCUUCCCUCAAGGGCAUGCAAGUACUAGUUCUGAAGAUAUGCCCGUGCCCCUAAAUGAUGUGGCUGAUGUUAAAGCUGAGAUCGAUGUCUCUAAUUCCCAUGAGGAAUUGAAAAAAUCAACCCAAUGUGUUGCAGCUGUUCGGAACUUGGAUGGGGAUAAUGCUGACCAGAAUUUUGCCACCUCUAGCUCAAAUGAAUUCAAUAUCCGUAAUGUUAAUGGCAAUAUGGAUUCCUUUCGACAGGCAGAAUCCCAGAGUUCAGCAUCUCUUAAUAUACCAGAUUCUCCUAUUAUGUCAGAGAAGUCGAGUUCAAGAAUUCCCCUCACACCAUCUUCAUCUCCGGCUGUUGCAUUGUCAUCUUGGCUUGGCAGCGCAUCCCACAAUGAAUCCAAAGCUUCUUUACAAGCCACUCCUUCCAUGGAGUCUUCUGUGUCUGGUAGUGAAUUUGAUCCAUCUGCAGACUUGAAGUCUAUUUCCCAAGGACCAUCUGCUGCAAAUUCCUUUUUUGCAGUUAGCCCGAAGCUUCUACUUGAAAUGGAUGAUUCUGGCUAUGGGGGUGGGCCAUGUUCUGCCGGAGCGACUGCUGUGUUAGAUUUCAUGGCAGAAGUUCUUUCUGAUUUUAUCACUGAGCAGAUUAAAGCAGCACAGGUUAUAGAGGGCAUCUUGGAAACAGUACCUUUAUAUGUUGAUGCUGAAUCUUUGUUAGUUUUCCAGGGUUUGUGCUUUAGCAGACUGAUGAACUUUUUGGAAAGGCGUCUUUUGCGUGACGAUGAGGAAGAUGAGAAAAAGCUAGACAAAAGUCGAUGGACCUCAAACUUGGAUGCAUUAUGCUGGAUGAUAGUAGAUCGUAUCUAUAUGGGUGCCUUUCCUCAACCUGCUAGCGUGUUGAAAACUCUCGAGUUCAUGUUGUCAAUGUUACAGUUGGCAAACAAAGAUGGUCGCAUUGAAGAAGCAGCUCCUGCAGGAAAGAGUCUUUUAUCUAUUACGAGAGGAAGCAGGCAACUUGAUACUUAUAUAAAUUCACUCCUUAAGAACACAAAUCGUACGAUAAUGUAUUGUUUUUUGCCAUCAUUUUUGGUCACCAUAGGAGAGGAUGAUCUUCUUUCACGCUUAGGUUUGCUUAUUGAGCCAAAGAAAAGAUUAUCGUCCAAUUCUUCACAAGAAGAUUCAGGAAUUGAUAUCUGCACAGUUUUACAGUUGCUAGUUGCUCACAAGCGCAUUAUUCUCUGUCCCAGCAAUGUUGAUACUGAUCUGAAUUGCUGUCUUUGUGUAAAUCUAGUAUCUCUUAUCCGUGAUCAAAGGCAAAAUGUUCAGAACAUGGCAGUCGAUAUUAUCAAAUAUCUGCUGGUGCUUCGCAGGGCUGCGCUAGAAGACUUGCUUGUUUCUAAACCAAAUCAAGGGCAGCACUUGGAUGUACUACAUGGUGGCUUUGACAAAUUAUUGACUGGUAGUUUAUCUACUUUCUUUGAGUGGUUUCAGAGGUCUGAAUUGAUGGUCAACAAAGUAUUGGAGCAGUGUGCAGCCAUUAUGUGGGUUCAAUGUAUUGCUGGAUCAGCAAAAUUUCCAGGAGUGAGAAUUAAAGGUUUGGAGGGUCGUCGUCGGAGGGAAAUGGGGAGAAGAUCGCGGGAUAUUUUGAAGUUAGACCAAAAACAUUGGGAACAGGUAAAUGAACGAAGAUAUGCAUUGGAAAUGCUUCGUGAUGCAAUGUCUACUGAGUUAAGAGUUGUCCGCCAAGAUAAGUAUGGAUGGGUUCUUCAUGCUGAAAGUGAGUGGCAAACCCUUCUUCAACAACUUGUACAUGAGCGCGGAAUAUUCCCACUGCGGAAAUCCUCUGCAAUUGAAGAUCCUGAAUGGCAGCUUUGUCCCAUUGAAGGUCCAUACAGGAUGCGCAAAAAGCUUGAGCGCUGCAAAUUGAGGAUUGACACUGUCCAAAAUGUUCUUGAUGGACAGUUUGAAUUAGGAGAAGCAGAGUUGUCCAAAGGAAAAUAUGAGAAUGGUCUUGAAGCUUCUGAUACUGACACUGAAUCAUUUUUUCAUCUUUUAACUGAUGGUGCCAAACAAAAUGGUGUGGAUGGCGAUAUGUAUAGUGAAUUUCUUAAAGAAUCAGAUGAUGUGAAAGGUGCAGCUUCUGAUAGAAGUGGAUGGAAUGACGAUCGAGCUAGUAGCUUGAAUGAAGCAAGUCUUCACUCAGCACUUGAGUUUGGUGUCAAGUCUAGUACCGUGUCUGUCCCAAUGUCAGAGAGCAUGCAAGAAAAAUCUGACAUUGGAACUCCAAUGCAAUCAUCAUCUAAUAAAACAGAUGAAAUCAUAGUCACGGAAGAUAAAUCAGAUAAAGAACUGAAUGAUAAUGGUGAAUAUCUGAUCCGACCAUAUUUGGAACCUCACGAAAAGAUACGAUUCAAAUAUAACUGUGAGCGAGUUGUGGGUUUGGACAAGCAUGAUGGUAUAUUUUUGAUCGGGGAACUUUCUUUAUACAUAAUUGAGAAUUUUUACAUCGACGAUUCUGGCUGUAUUUGUGAAAAAGAAUGCGAGGAUGAACUCUCUGUUAUUGAUCAGGCUUUGGGUGUAAAGAAGGAUGUUACUGGCAGUGCCGAUUUCCAGUCCAAGUCAACUUCAUCCUGGACCACAACUUUAAGGACAUGUGUUGGCGGAAGGGCAUGGGCCUAUAAUGGUGGUGCAUGGGGCAAGGAGAAAGUGUGUACUAGUGGUAAUUUACCCCAUCCUUGGCAUAUGUGGAAGCUUAACAGUGUUCAUGAGAUUCUGAAACGUGAUUACCAGCUCCGACCUGUUGCUGUUGAGAUUUUCAGCAUGGAUGGAUGCAAUGAUCUCCUUGUGAAUAGCAUGUUGGACACUACAAUUUCUGGAUCAGUAAAACAAGAAAGUAACGAGGGCAGCCGCUUAUUUAAGAUAAUGGCUAAAUCCUUCUCCAAAAGGUGGCAAAAUGGAGAAAUUAGCAAUUUCCAAUAUCUCAUGCAUCUCAACACCUUGGCUGGUAGAGGAUACAGUGAUCUGACCCAAUAUCCAGUGUUUCCAUGGGUUCUAGCUGAUUAUGAGAGUGAAAAUCUGGAUUUCUCAAAUCCUAAAUCAUUUCGUAAGCUUGAGAAACCAAUGGGUUGUCAGACACUAGAGGGAGAAGAAGAAUUUAAGAAAAGAUAUGAGACCUGGGAUGAUCCAGAGGUUCCAAAAUUUCAUUAUGGCUCUCACUAUUCUAGUGCUGGAAUUGUCCUCUUCUACCUUCUGCGCCUUCCACCCUUCAGUGUAGAGAAUCAGAAGCUGCAAGGUGGUCAAUUUGAUCAUGCAGAUCGUCUUUUCAACAGUAUUCGAGAUACUUGGUUAAGUGCAGCCGGGAAGGGAAAUACGUCUGAUGUCAAGGAAUUGAUUCCAGAAUUCUUUUACAUGCCAGAAUUUCUGGAAAACAGUUUCGAUCUUGAUUUGGGAGAGAAACAAUCAGGGGAGAAGGUUGGUGGUGUCCUUUUACCACCUUGGGCAAAAGGCAGUGCUAGAGAGUUUAUUAGGAAGCAUAGAGAGGCACUGGAAUGCGAUUUUGUUUCUGAAAAUCUUCAUCACUGGAUAGAUCUCAUUUUUGGAUAUAAACAGAGAGGGAAGGCAGCUGAAGAAGCUGUAAAUGUUUUCUAUCAUUACACAUAUGAGGGGAGUGUGGACAUAGACUCUGUUACAGAUCCUGCAAUGAAAGCCUCAAUUCUUGCACAAAUCAAUCACUUUGGGCAGACACCCAAGCAACUAUUCCUUAAACCCCAUGUGAAGAGACGUUCCGAUAGAAGGAUUCCUCAUCCACUCAAGUAUUCGUCCCAUCUUGCUCCACAUGAAAUACGCAAGAGCUCAUCUGCCAUUACCCAGAUUGUUACUUUUCAUGAGAAAAUUCUUGUAGCGGGCACAAACAGUUUGCUUAAGCCUACCACGUAUACCAAAUAUGUUGCAUGGGGUUUCCCAGAUCGUAGCUUGAGAUUUAUGAGCUAUGAUCAAGAUAGACUCCUCUCAACACAUGAGAAUCUUCAUGGAGGCAGCCAGAUUCAGUGUGCUGGUGCUAGUCAUGAUGGUCAAAUUUUGGUUACAGGAGCUGAUGAUGGGUUACUGUGUGUUUGGAGAAUCAGCAAGGAUGGCCUUCGUGUGCUGCGGCACCUGCAGUUGGAGAAUGCCCUUUGUGGUCACACGGCCAAAAUCACAUGCCUUCAUGUUAGCCAGCCUUACAUGCUGAUUGUGAGUGGCUCCGAUGACUGCACAGUUAUUGUAUGGGACCUCAGCUCCUUGGUUUUUGUUAGGCAGCUACCCGAGUUUCCUGUGCCAAUUUCAGCAAUUUAUGUGAAUGACUUAACUGGUGAGAUUGUGACGGCAGCUGGAAUUAUGCUUGCUGUCUGGAGCAUCAAUGGGGAUUGCCUUGCAGCGAUUAACACAUCCCAACUGCCAUCUGAUUCUAUUCUCUCAGUGACAAGCUGUACAUUUUCCGAUUGGCUGGACACAAACUGGUAUGUGACAGGUCACCAGAGUGGGGCAGUUAAGGUGUGGCAUAUGGUCCACUGCUCCAACCAAGAGAGUGCCUUGAGUAAAUCUGGCUGCAAUCUGACGGGUGGGCUAAAUUUAGGUGAUAAGGUACCUGAGUACAGGUUACUUCUCCAUAAGGUACUGAAGUUUCAUAAACAUCCGGUUACUUCCCUUCAUCUGACAAGCGACCUGAAGCAGUUACUCAGCGGGGAUUCUGGUGGGCAUUUGCUCUCUUGGACACUACCAGAGGAGAGCUUGAUGGCUUCAUCUAAUCAGGGGUGCCGAAUUCCUGGCAAGCAUGAAGACUGCUGUGCCGGGCUUCUGAUUGAGAGAAGGGAUAGCGAAGGCUUGCUUCUUGUUGUACUUUGGGUACUUGGGGAGGGCAUUUUUGGUUUUGCACGUGAACAUCGGUUAUCAGGUUGUUUGUUCAUUGUAUAUAGAUGGAAUUAUGAACAGUGUGUAAUGAAGUUGUAUAGGGGAAAAGGGUGCCAGGAAUGGAGAGUUGUGAAACCAUCUGGCCAGGACUGGAUCGUGAUACAAGUUAAUUGGGGGCUAUUGUAUUCUUCGGCUUAA